Entrophospora sp. SA101 is the source of this 411-nucleotide messenger RNA. Lineage: Eukaryota; Fungi; Glomeromycota; Glomeromycetes; Entrophosporales; Entrophosporaceae. The record is from the annotation of a GenBank genome assembly.
AUGAGUGAACCUAAUGGCAAUUGUUUAUAUUGUUAUAAACCCAACACAGGAAGACAAUGGUGCAAGACAUGCGAUCCAGAACGCUUAGUUGAAAGUUGGAAUAUCGAAAAUAAUCACAUAAGGGAAUGUAUCUUAAACAAUACUGAUGUCGCCAUUAAAGAAAUAAAAAGUGGUUAUGAUAUAACCCUUGAUUUCAUAUCAAUGAUUGAAACUCAUCUUCAAUGCUUCUAUGAAGAUCAAAGUUAUGUCUCAAGGAAAUUAUUAAAAUUAUACGAAUCUUUUGAACCAUUUGAUAAGAUUCAGAUUGAAUCAAGUUACACUCCUCGUGAAGGUGUUUUUUAUAUUAGAAGAACAUUAGGUCUCGGUCAAUUUUCUAAACCGGAAAACUACAAAGAUCAUUAUAUUUAUUAA